AUGGCUGUGCAAGCCGGCCUCAUCUACCAGGUGGAGAAUGAGACAAAUAUUUCUCAUUCAGCAGGCAUUGGUGCUGCGGUUAUGCUUUUUGUAUUUCAAGGCGCAUUCACGAUUGGAUUCCAGGCCACGGUCUGGGUAUAUCCAUCCGAGAUUCUUCCCCUUCGGUUGCGUCAGAAGGGAUCUUCUAUUUCUACUGCGGCAAAUUGGAUCUUCAAUUACAUGGUUGUGCGAAUUACGCCUAUUGCCAUUGAGAAUAUCGGCUGGAAGACAUACAUCAUCUUCGCCAUUCUCAACGCGACUUGGGUGCCAAUCAUUUUCUUCUUCUUCCCAGAGACUAAAGGGCUGGAACUGGAAGAUGUUGAUCGUUUGUUUGCAGGAGAUGAUGUAAUCGAGUCUGUGGGAGAAAAGUCGAUGGCACUGGCUACGGUUGAACAUGUCGGUCGUACCGAUGGGACAAACGAACGUGUUUGA
Molecule: messenger RNA, 471 nt
Organism: Metarhizium acridum CQMa 102
Lineage: Eukaryota; Fungi; Ascomycota; Sordariomycetes; Hypocreales; Clavicipitaceae
Biological process (GO): transmembrane transport; carbohydrate transport
Cellular component (GO): membrane
Molecular function (GO): carbohydrate:proton symporter activity
Source: RefSeq, a predicted model, not a curated record